AUGGAUAAGUAUACACUUGCUUUUUUAAAGAAAGCCGGAUUAGAGAAUGAUGUUGUCAUUGCAUCGACAGAGACUCCAUUCAUUCAAAAUCUCGCAUCUGGUGAGGCCACUGAAGAUUCGUUUUGCAAAUGGCUCUAUGAAGAUCGUUUGUACGUCCAGGCUACCUCUCUAUUUUUAGCAAAAGUCAUUGAAGCUUUCCAGAAGGAGACUUCUCCUAGUGUUUCCGAAGCAUUAAAUCUUGCCUUAAAAGCAUAUCAAGUUGUUCGGCCAGAGAUUGACCAUUUUAAUGAAAAGUGCAAAGAAAAGGACAUACCCCUUCCAGAGUUGCCUUCCGUUUCAAUUAGUUGGGAGCAAAACAUACUGGAAAACGACCCCCAUCAGUAUGCUUCUCUUUCCUCCCCUGCUUGUUACGAAUAUAUUUUGUUCGUUACAAAGUCCAUGUUUGAAAUACCAAAUGCUACACCUACCGAUUAUUACUUGGCAUUUUACAUGAACGAGCUUAUUUACCAUCGAUCUUGGAAGUUUGUUUACGAAUCUUCGCUCUUCCAAAAAAGCUCUAUGCGAGACAUGGAGUUUAUUUCUUGGUGGGCAAACGAUGACUUUGCGAAAUUUGUUGAAACCCUUGCUUGCACAGCUAAAGAAGCUGCCAUUAGUGAAACGACUGUUUUCAUUUUAAAAGAGAUUUGUCGUUUCGAGCAGCAAUUUUUUAAUAGUGCUCUGUCCUAA
This is a messenger RNA of Schizosaccharomyces osmophilus, 726 nucleotides long. Its product is annotated as TENA/THI family protein, domain found in context with a broad range of enzyme. The coding region runs from base 1 to 726 and encodes 241 amino acids. The record is from RefSeq and is a predicted model, not a curated record. NCBI's taxonomy places the organism in Eukaryota, Fungi, Ascomycota, Schizosaccharomycetes, Schizosaccharomycetales, Schizosaccharomycetaceae. The transcript has a single exon.